This is a messenger RNA of Linderina pennispora, 2727 nucleotides long. RefSeq lists its product as uncharacterized. The transcript has 6 exons. NCBI's taxonomy places the organism in Eukaryota, Fungi, Kickxellomycota, Kickxellomycetes, Kickxellales, Kickxellaceae. The record is from RefSeq and is a predicted model, not a curated record. Bases 1 to 2727 code for a protein of 908 amino acids. Gene Ontology annotation, cellular component: cytosolic [4Fe-4S] assembly targeting complex. Gene Ontology annotation, biological process: iron-sulfur cluster assembly.
AUGGACUUGCAGAGAGUGGUCGACGCAUACGUUAUCGGCAUUGGCGAGAGCCAGGACAACACGGAGCUGCUAAACAAACUGGUGACGCAUAUCUCGGCUGGCGACACAUCGCUGUUGGAGCUGGUGCAGGCGCUCGGCGACCAUCUUGCCAGCGACGAGGCAACCCGACGCAGCCGCGGCACGCACAUUCUCUCGGACGUCCUAGGCGAGCUGCCGGCAGCAGCGGUGCCCGCGCGUGCGACGACAAUGCUGACGCAGUUUUUCUGUGCGCGGCUGGGCGACGCAACCUGUGUGCCACAGACGCUGCGGGCGCUAAUGGCCCUGCUCAGGCUGCCAGCAUUUACGUCGCAGUACGCAAUCGAUGUGGUGUCGGCGCUGUUCAAGGAGGUGCACGUGCAGAGCUUCCAGCAGUCAACGCGCAGCACCGCGUACAGCCUGUUGCAGACGGUGGUGGACGGAUACCCAAAGGCAGUGCAGAGCAUUGGCGAUGACUUUGUGCUUGGGUUUGCGCAGGCAUUGGAUGGCGAGAAGGACCCGCGGUCGUUGAUGGUGGCGUUUGAGCUGGUGCCGCGGAUCAUCGAGCUGGUGGAUAUCGAAAAGUACGCCGAGGAUCUGUUUGAUAACCGCGACGGCGAUCCGUCAGCCAUUUCGCCUGAGGCUCUGAAGAGAGCGCUAAGGGCCUGCAUUGCCGGGUCACCAUAUUUUGGCGAGUUGGCUGUCAAGCCACUGGUCAGCAAGACUACCGCAACGUCGGUCAGCGCCAAGAUCGACGCCUACGAGACGCUGGCGGCUGGCGCGCGCGUCUACGAGCCCAGCGUGUUCCUGCCGCGCAUGGAGGCUCUAGUGGACCAGAUCCGCGAAGAGGUCUUCAUGGCCGCCGACGAGGACGUGGUGCGAGCCGCACUGGGCACUCUCGAGGCCGUCUACGCCGUAAUCUCGGUGCCACCAGCGUCUGCCAAGCCAUGUGCCAUGGAAGAGGACGCAACGCCGCUUGAUUACAUCCUGAAGGAAGCCAGCAUCCAGCUGACCGCUGACGAGAUCAAGAACCCUGAGGAGGUCGGCAGGAUUCUGCGCGCUGCAGCCAAAUCGUCCAGCUACAACUGUGCAAUCGUGACUGACGCCAUUUUGCCGGUCAUCGCUGAGCGCCUCAGCAGCACCGAAGUGCUGACAGUGCGCCGCCAGCUGAUCGACGUGCUCAACCACGUGCUUCCGCCUGUGCCGCUCGACAAGGAGUACAGUGUCCUGCAUAUGGUGCGUCUGAAGGGCAUCACGCUGCUUGUGCUGCUGCCUGGCCUGCUCACCGACAACGAGGCUGCCGUGGCUUUGACACCAAAUGUCAACAAGGAGGCUACACAUCUGCUGGUGCAGCUGUCGCUGGCCAGACAUGAGCUGGUCAGUAAGGUCGUGUUGCCCAAGCUCAUCGAGGCACUGACUGCUGACACUGUUGCUGCCAGCAAGGUCGCGCGUCUGUUGGACGUCUUGGGUGCCGUAGCCGUGGCCUCGCGCAGCCUGGUUGCCACUAUUGUGACCAGCAUCUGCGAGGUGCUAAUCACGGGCCUGCAGCCGGCUUUCCGGGUCGCUGCAAUGACGACUGUGCGCAAGAUAAUCGAUGCCACGCUAGCCGCCAAGAGCGACCCUGAGCUAGUCACCCAUCUGGCCGCAAGCGUUAUGCAGCCGGUUGCCCAGUGGAUGCUCCAGCUAGUGGGCCAGCAAGAGUCGGUGCCGCUGCCGCUAGUGGUAGAGUUUGCCAAAUGCGAGGUCGCCCUGUUCAGCAACCUCGAUGCUGCUGCCCAGGAAAAGACUGGGGAGUAUUGGUUCGACACCUAUCGCUCUGUGAUUGUUGAUGCGAGCAAUGCCCAGGCCGAGGCAAAGUCGCUGCUGCCGCUCUGGCGGUUCCUGAUCGUGGCUGCCUUCCUGGGCGACCUCUCGCAUGCUGCGCUGGCGACCGAGAACGCUAUCCAGCGUGACGCAUGCUUCGAGAUUAUAUCUUCGGUGGUCAACAAGACCAAGGACGCCAAGGUGCGUGCUCAACUGGUCCAGACAGUGCUCGACAAGGCUGUGAGCGCCGACAGCCCCGCCGACCCAUUGGUUCUUCUCCACCAGUGGAUUGCACGCGCCUUGGUGACCUGCAACGACAGGCUCGGCUACGACAGCGUGCGCUGGCUCUUUGGUCUGAUUGACGCCAAAUCCGAGCUCUCCACGCAGGCCGCCGAGGGCUUUUCUGUGAUCCUAGGCGACCACGACUGGUCGGUCACCAAGCCAACCCACGGUGUGUUCCGCCUGCUGUUCAAGCAGCGGUUCUAUGCAACUGUGUUGCCCGAGAUCACUGCGCGGUUCAACGCAGCCACCGACGAUGUCACCAAGGCCGCCUUCCUUGUCGUCCUGACCAACGUCAUUCGCCAUAUGCCCAAGAGCGUGCUAAUGAACGGCAUUGAGACUGUCGUGCCCUUGCUGCUUUCGGCCGUGCGUCCUGACCCGCGGCGAGCUGAAUUGUGCCUCUGGAUGCUGGAUGCGCUGCAAAAGAGCGAGGCAAAUACCGUGGAUGUGCGGAGGGCUGCGCUGGAGACUCUGGCGCUUGUGCCGGAAAAGUACGAUAUCGGCGUGCUGCAUUCGGUCAGACAUACCAUUCUGAAGGUGCUGACCAAGACCCGCGAUGAUCAUAAGCGGCUGGUGCGCUUGGACGCUGUGCGCGGCUACAACAAGUGGCUGAACUUUGGCGACGUGUAA